Messenger RNA from Dendrobium catenatum, 1063 nucleotides. RefSeq lists its product as uncharacterized. NCBI's taxonomy places the organism in Eukaryota, Viridiplantae, Streptophyta, Magnoliopsida, Asparagales, Orchidaceae. The record is from RefSeq and is a predicted model, not a curated record. The transcript is spliced from 4 exons. The coding region runs from base 16 to 714 and encodes 232 amino acids.
AAACUGUUAUGGGCAAUGAUGAUUUUUGUUAGUCACUGGAAAUUCUAUCUUACUUUUUACCGCCUUCCACAGCUUGGUAUACUUCUUCUAGUUUGUCUUAUUCUAGCUGGGGCAUGGUUUGGAUAUUGGGGUGUUCGCAAGCUGGUUCUGACCGACGAGGGUCUAGUAGACACCGAUGUUGCCUAUUUUGUUAAAUGGGCAGCCCUAAUUUUUGCUGGCAUCAUGAUCCUUCAGAGCUCCUUGGAUGUUAGUCUGGCUGCUCAGGCGCUAGUUAUUUCUAUUAUAACAUCUGUUGUGUCAAGAACACAUAGGAAAUUGAAUUUCUCGAAUCGCUUGUUCAGGAUGAUCUUCAAAUUUGUUUAUACUAUUUUUACUACAAUUCAAUUCCCAAAUCCUACAAAGUACAAACGAUGGUUUCAGGAAUUCAAUUUCGCUCAAAACAAUUCAACUAAUAUAGGCAUGAGGAGACCCAAUAUCACAUUAGAAGGAGACAACUACUACUCUACCUUCCACAGGACACCAGAAAGGAAAAUAUUCAAUAAGGAUGAGUGGGAAACAUUCACUAGAGCAGAAACUAGAAAAGCUUUGAGGGAGUUAGUCUCUUCCCCUGAUUUCAGUAGAUGGGCUGCAAAUAAUGCCGAAAGAAUCACUCUGACCCCUCCACCUGAUGCCAGAAGAAUAAAAAAGCGUCGCCUUUUUGGAUGGUGGUCUUAGGCUUCAUUUGGGAUGACUUUCUUUCUGCUUCUUAAAACAGUUUUCGUGUAAAAAUUUAAAAAUUUUGUACUAGAAAGCUGCUUCAUGAAGUAGUAAAAAAAUCGUCCCAAACAAAACCUUAGUAUUUAUUUCAGAAUAAUCAGGUAAUGAUCAUGUAGCAAUUUGUUCCGAAUGUUUUAUAUGUAGGCUUUCUUCAUAUUCAUGUUUGUAGCCAUUUUUAACAUUGAAGAGCUCUUUUUUGGUGCUCUUUCACUUAGCUAGAUUGUUUGCCUAGAUCAUUGUAGUAAAAAGCUGUAGAAAAGAAAACAAAACGGUAAUAUGAGAACAGUAAUUGAAAUUGAUUCGUCUU